AUGUGUCCUGCCAUUAAUACUGGUUAUCAAGUUACAAUAGCACCAGGUGCAUAUGUUUGUGAAGAGCGUCUUCAAUUAGUAGGAGAAAUUUCUAUCGGAAGUAAAACUAUUAUACAUCCAGGUGCGAGUAUAAUUGCUGAGGCUGGUCCAAUUUUUAUCGGCGAUGGAAAUCUUAUUGAAGAGCAAUGCGUUAUAGCUAAUCGAUUCCCAUCCGGUAUUGAUAAAGAUCAAAUGAAUCAAGUUGUUAUGAUAAUAGGGAAUAAUAAUGUCUUCGAAGUCGGCUCACUGUGUGAAGCUCUCAAAGUUGGCGAUAAUAAUAUUCUCGAAUGUAAAGCUCAAGUUGGUCGUAGCGUUACAUUGACAAGUGGCUGUGUUAUUGGUUCAAUGUGUUCACUGACAACAAAUGAAACUUUACCAGAAAAUACUGUUAUAUUCGGCAGUGAUCAUCAACGACGUACAAUGCCUGAUCGACCAGCUUUUCAAACGCAUCAACUCGAUUUCCUUGCGCGCAUUCUGCCAACAUCCCAUUACGUUCUAAAACAUGGAACAAAAAGUCAUACACCAGCAUCUACAUAG
Molecule: messenger RNA, 576 nt
Organism: Rotaria socialis
Lineage: Eukaryota; Metazoa; Rotifera; Eurotatoria; Philodinida; Philodinidae
Source: the annotation of a GenBank genome assembly